AUGCCAUCUUUCCUCAUUCCACCUGGACUUACUAGUUCUUGGACAAAACAGGCACUGGAAGUUGACAGCCCCCCACCCAUGUCACCAUGGGAUCAACUUGCAGAUCCACCUGAUAGCACUUGCGCCCAGGUCAUCCAUUCAAGGCCUGAAGCAUUUAGCAACAACUGGGUGCCCAUAGCUGCCACAAGGGAGUUCCACGGUCAUAAUGAUAAUCAAGGUAAUUUUGCAAUGGGCAAUGACCCGGGCAUAAGGGUCCCUGCAAAUCCAGAUUUACAACUAGAAGGCCAAGCUGUACCAGCAAUUAACAAGGCAAAAUUAUCUGAUUUAAAAUUAAAAGGUGACGGUGAAAAAUUAGAGAAAGAAAAAUUGGAGAUGAACAGUGAGACACCAGUUGAGAAAUUGACGAAAGAAGCUGCUGAUCUUGGUGGUGCUUUGACCAGCAGUACUAAUCCUCAGAUAGAAAAUCUAGUUACUGAAGUUCAAAAUGACAUCUCCAAGACAAACAUUAAAGACAAGACUACCUAUGAUACAAAGGAAAUACCUUCUCUCGAGCUCAGCUUGAAGAGACUGAUAGAUACACUGACUGGGAAUGUAGGCAGCUGUUCUCCACUUGGUAAUAGCUCAGAAGCUGCCAAAACAGAAUCACUGCAGAAUCCACAAUCUAAUACAAAAAGCAGCCCUGAUCAACCACCUAAUGGCAGUAGCAACAACAAUGAUAUGGGUUCCACAACUAAUGAUGCUUUCAUCAAACCAGGAGAUUUCAGUGAUAAGCCAAUGCCCAAAUCUACAGUCAAUGUCCAUCCCUGCUCUGCAUUUCAACCAGUCCAAAGCAGCCAAGUCCAAGUUCAGCAUCACCAUCAUCAUUACCACCACUAUCACCAUCACGUCCACAACAUGCAGCAGCAGCAGCAGCAACAGCAGCAGCAGCAGCUGCAGCUGCCUAAUCAUGAUGAUUUGUCUUUGAGGACUAUAGCAGCCGCUCCGCAUGGCAGGCCAUCCAACUUGCCGAGUAUGCCAAUUGAAGGCAUUGCUACGAAUUACAGUAUGAAUGGGAGUGCUUCCGGAAGUAAUAAUGGAAGCAAUGGGCAACAUGGUAGUAGCACUGCUAUAAUUAUUGAAGGAACAAAUAUGGCAAGUGAUAAUGGAGCAACCGGAAAAUGUGGAGCUGCUGGCGGUGGUAAUGAUGGUAGUGGGAGUGCGAAAGGUAGCAGCAAUGGGGUAGAUCAGAACCGUUGCAAGCAGAGAGAGGCUGCUUUGAACAAAUUCCGCCAGAAGAGGAAAGAAAGAUGCUUUGAAAAAAAGGUGCGCUAUCAAAGCAGAAAGAGAUUAGCAGAACAAAGACCACGUAUUCGAGGACAAUUUGUUCGACAGGUUGCAAAUGAAAACAAAAGCAAAGAUAAGGAUUGCUAA
Messenger RNA from Thlaspi arvense, 1410 nucleotides. NCBI's taxonomy places the organism in Eukaryota, Viridiplantae, Streptophyta, Magnoliopsida, Brassicales, Brassicaceae. The record is from the annotation of a GenBank genome assembly.